Messenger RNA from Microsporum canis CBS 113480, 210 nucleotides. RefSeq lists its product as hypothetical. The transcript is spliced from 3 exons. The record is from RefSeq and is a predicted model, not a curated record. The coding region runs from base 1 to 210 and encodes 69 amino acids. NCBI's taxonomy places the organism in Eukaryota, Fungi, Ascomycota, Eurotiomycetes, Onygenales, Arthrodermataceae.
AUGGGUGGUGCAUCUCGAGAAGGCGGCAAGGUCAAGCCCCUCAAGGCCCCAAAGAAGGAGAAAAAGGAGCUUGACGAUGAGGAUCUUGCAUUCAGAGAAAAACAGAAAGCCGACGCAAAGGCCAAGAAGGAACUCAUGGAGAUGGCCAAGGGCAAGAAAGGCCCUAUGAACACCGGUCAGCAGGGCAUCAAGAAAUCCGGAAAGAAAUAA